Messenger RNA from Eremomyces bilateralis CBS 781.70, 1407 nucleotides. RefSeq names its product esterase/lipase. The record is from RefSeq and is a predicted model, not a curated record. Gene Ontology annotation, molecular function: hydrolase activity. NCBI's taxonomy places the organism in Eukaryota, Fungi, Ascomycota, Dothideomycetes, Eremomycetales, Eremomycetaceae. Bases 380 to 1309 code for a protein of 309 amino acids. The transcript has a single exon.
ACUUUCUUCAAGUCCACAACAGUCACAGCAACAGCACCAUGUUUCAAGUACCGUUGCCUCGCUUGACCUGCUCAAUUGCCUACAAAGAUAAUUGGAAUAGGUUUGUAAGCAGUAAGCAGUAAGCAGUAAGCAUCAUUGCAGCAAAGUGGAGAGGAUCGCAAGCUGCUUCCCGCCCCCAAAAGGCCUCAUCUAAUUAGGACAGGGGAGAGAUACGUACGUAUGUACAAUCCUCAACAAAGAGUCAUUUGUCCUAUUCAUUUUUUCUAGAAGCAUAAAUAUGAAGUGUUACUACAAUUCUUAGCAAGUCCUGUUUGCCCUCAAUAUCAAUUGACGGCUCUAUACCAUACGGAGUACGGUACCACGCAUCGCAACCGCGACCAUGUCUGAACCCCCGAAAGCCCACACCUGGCCCACCUACCUCUUCUACAAACUCCUCUUCUCCCUCCCCUUCUCCUUUUUCUCUUACUUCCGCGGCCUAACCCGCCCCUCUCACCCGCACACCCUCCUCCAUAUCCCCUCCCGCGACCCAAAUCGCACCAUCCUCGCCCAUGUCUACGCCCCCCCCUCCCCCUCCUCCCCCUCCCCCAUCCUCCUCAACUUCCACGGCUCCGGCUUCAUGAUCCCCAUGCACGGCACCGACUCCCUCUUCUGCCACCGCGUCGCCCACGAAGCCGGCUACACCGUCAUCGACUGCUCUUACCGCCUCGCCCCCGACCACCCCUUCCCCUGCCCCGUCGAAGACGCCGAGGACGCCCUCGCGUACGUCCUCGCCCACCCGGAUCGCUACGACCUCUCCCACCUCGCGCUCUCCGGGUUCUCCGCAGGCGCGAACCUCGCGCUGGUGCUUGCGCAUCAAUCGUCGGCGCGGUACCCGAAAGCAGCGUUGGGGAACGUCAGGCUGAUCGCGUUCUACCCGCCGACGGACCUUAGCAUCGCGGCGGAGUCGAAGAAGACGCCAGACGGGAAGGCGGGGACGUUGCCGGCGGGGAUCAUGAAGGCGUUCAACGCGGCCUAUGUGCUGCCGGGGCAGGACAUUGGGGAUCCACGGAUAUCACCGGGGCGGGCGGCGGUGGGAGAUUUUCCGGCGGGGAUGGAGAGCUUGUGGGUGACGGGGACGAAGGAUAGUUUGUUGGCGGAGGCGGAGGAGAUGGCGGGGCGAUUGGAGGGGAGUGGAAGGAGGGCGACGGUGAAGAGGGUGGUGGGGGGGGAUCAUGGGUUUGAUAAGAAGACGGAGGGGAAGAUUACGGCGGAGGAGAGGGAGGGGAAGGAGGAGUCGUAUCGGAUGGCGGUGGAGUUUUUGAAGUUGUGAGGGGAGGUAAGGUGACUUCUACGAUAUGGAUCUAUGUGCUUUAUCCCGCUUAAAAUGCUUCGAAUGUAAACAGUCGCUAAGUGCCAAUUCCCCCAUGG